Molecule: messenger RNA, 5420 nt
Organism: Lolium rigidum
Lineage: Eukaryota; Viridiplantae; Streptophyta; Magnoliopsida; Poales; Poaceae
Product: protein REDUCED CHLOROPLAST COVERAGE 2
Exons: 23
Coding region: 16-5142 (1708 amino acids)
Biological process (GO): organelle organization
Cellular component (GO): cytoplasm
Molecular function (GO): protein binding
Source: RefSeq, a predicted model, not a curated record
GGGAGGGUAGCAGCAAUGGCCCCGAAGGCCGGCCGCGGCAAGGGCAGGGGCGGCGGCGGCAAGGGCGACCGCAAGAAGAAGGAGGAGAAAGUGGUGCCGAGUGUGGUGGACUUCACGGUAACCACCCCCUACGAUUCCCAGGUGACACUCAAGGGGAUCUCGACGGAUCGCGUGCUGGACGUGAGGAGGCUGCUGGGGUCCAACGUGGAGACGUGCCACCUCACCAAUUACUCGCUCUCCCAUGUGGUGCGUGGUCAUCGGCUGGACGACGGCGUGGAAAUCGUGGCCCUCAAACCAUGCGCUCUGACCAUCGCCGAAGAGGAGUACGCGACGGAGGAGGCCGCCGUGGCGCACGUCCGCCGCCUGCUGGACAUCGUCGCCUGCACCACCGCGUUCGCCAAGCAGAAGCACAAGUCCUCGCCCAAGCACGCGCGCCCCGCGACGCCCCCGUCUCCCCCCGCCGAAGCCUCCUCCCCCGCGGCCAAUGGCGGCAAAGGCGGCGGCAAAGACGGCGAGGUGCCCGCGAUAUCGGAGGCGCACGACAUGGCGGCCAUCGGGCCGCCGCCCAAGCUCGGCGAGUUCUACGACUUCUUCUCCUUCGCGCACCUCACACCGCCCCUCCACUUUAUCAGGAGGAAGGAGAAGAAUGGUGCUGCACAGGAAGGCGAUUACUUCGAAAUCGAGGUGAAGGUCUGCAACGGGAAGCUUCUGCACAUUGUUGCUUCGGUCAAGGGAUUCUACCUGGUGGGGAAGCCGCACACCGUGAGCCGCUCCUUGGUGGACCUGCUACAGCCGCUCAGCAGUGGAUUUGCCAAUGCGUACGAAGCACUGAUGAAAGCUUUUGUGGAUCACAACAAGUUCGGGAAUCUGCCGUUCGGCUUCCGUGCAAACACAUGGCUUGUUCCUCCUGUAUAUAUGGAUGCUGCUACAAAGAGCCCAGCGUUGCCUGUUGAGGACGAGAGCUGGGGUGGGCAUGGAGGUGGCAGAGGACGAGACGGAAAGUAUGACCGGAGACGCUGGGCAAAAGAGUUUUCUAUUUUGGCUAGAAUGCCGUGCAAAACGGAGGAAGAGAGGGUGGUCAGAGACCGCAAGGCUUUCCUUUUGCACAAUCUGUUUGUAGACACAGCGAUUUUCAGAGCUGCUUCGACAAUACGGCGGCUGAUUGAUACUAGUGUACGAACUGGUUCUGAUGGUUCGUUAGUAUUCGAGGAACGUGUUGGGGACAUGCAUGUAACUGUAAAGAAGGACGAGGCUGAUGCUAGUGUGAAGUUGGGGGAUAAAGUUGAUGCAGCUGCCGUCUACCAGACGGAUGCUAUGGAUAUAUCACAAAGGAAUCUUCUGAAAGGUUUAACUUCUGAUGAGAGUGUCGUCGCUAAGGACUCUUCCACGCUAGGUGUGGUGAUUGUUAAGCAUUGUGGAUAUACGGCAACGGUGAAGGUUUCGGGUCGUACAAAGAAUAGCACUGAUAGCAAACAACCCAGUGAUAUCUCUGAUCAUCUUGAUGGAGUGCUGAACAUUGAUGUAGAUGAUCAUCCCGAUGGAGGUUCCAAUGCCUUGAAUGUUCACAGUCUAAGAAUACCACUGCCAAAAAUUAUCAACCCAGAAGUGGCUGCCAGUAACCAGCACCUUAGCUCUAAGACUCAUGUUGAUAAUUAUGCGAGAAAACUAGCACGUACAGUACUUGAAGCCAGCUUUAUGAAGCUGGAGAACACGCAGAAAGAAAAUCCUAGACUUAUCAGAUGGGAACUUGGGUCGUCCUGGCUGCAACAUUUGCAGAAAAAGGAUUCUUCAGCUUCCGGGGAUAGUGAGAAGAGCACCAAAAAAGUUGAAAAAGAUUCAUCUGUCAAAGGUCUUGGCAAGCACUUUGAACAAUUAAGGAAACUUAAAAAGAAUGUUGAAGGUGCUAAGACUGAGAAGGAAGACUCUGAUAGCAACUGCUCACUGACAAAGGGUAUGGAAGAAUCAGAUAAUAAAGCAUUUGACGAAACCAGUGAGGCUGAAUUAAGGAAGCUGAUGCCAGAAGAUGCUUUCUGUCGCUUAAAGAGUUUGGAAGCUGGCCUUCAUCAAAAGUCCCUUGAAGAGCUCACAAAGAUGGCCCAUAAGUUUUACGAUGAUACUGCACUCCCGAAGCUGGUGGCCGAUUUUGCUUCUCUUGAGCUUUCUCCAGUGGAUGGAAGAACUAUGACUGAUUUCAUGCACACAAGGGGACUUAAUAUGUGCUCAUUAGGUCGUGUGGUUGACCUAGCAGAGAAGCUCCCACACAUCCAGUCAAUAUGCAUACAUGAAAUGGUCAUUCGAUCCUUUAAGCAUGUCAUUCGAGCUGUUAUUGCAGGUGUCGAUGACAUGCAAAAUAUGUCUGCUGUUAUAGCUGAGACUUUGAACAUUUUAUUGGGAUCUCCAAGAUUAGAUAGUGAUCUUGAUACAGAUGCCCAUAAUGAGCAUAACUUACGACUGAAAUGGAUAGAGAGCUUCCUAUCUAAAAGAUACUGUUGGAAAUUGAAAGAUGAAUAUGAACACUUGCGGAAGUCCAUCAUUUUGAGAGGCCUUUGCAGCAAGGUUGGCCUUGAGUUGGUUGCAAGAGACUAUGAUAUGAAUAGCCCAAACCCGUUUGACAAAUCUGAUAUUGUCAAUAUAGUUCCUAUAUGCAAGCAUGUCGUUUACUCAUCUAUUGAUAGUAGGAACUUACUAGAAUCAUCAAAGAUGGCUUUGGAUAAAGGAAAACUUGAUGAUGCUGUUAACUAUGGAGCAAAGGCCUUGUCCAAAGUUAUAGCAGUUUGUGGUCCAUACCAUCGGCUAACUGCUAAUGCCUACAGUCUUCUUGCUGUAGUUCUUUACCAUACUGGAGAUUUUAAUCAGGCAACUAUAUAUCAGCAGAAGGCACUCGACAUCAAUGAAAGGGAGCUAGGUCUUGACCAUCCUGAAACUAUGAAGAGCUAUGGGGAUUUAUCUGUUUUCUACUACCGUCUCCAACACAUUGAGAUGGCUCUGAAGUAUGUCAACCGCGCACUUUAUCUACUUCAAUUUUCUUGUGGGCUUUCACAUCCAAAUUCAGCUGCCACCUACAUAAAUGUGGCUAUGAUGGAAGAAGGUAUGGGAAAUGUUCAUGUUGCUCUAAGGUAUUUGCAUGAAGCGCUGAAGUGCAACAAAAGAUUGCUUGGAGCUGAUCAUAUACAGACUGCUGCAAGCUACCAUGCCAUAGCCAUAGCCCUCUCCAUGAUGGAUGCAUACUCCCUAAGCGUGCAACAUGAACAAACCACCUUACAGAUACUUCAGGAGAAACUAGGAGAAGAUGACCUUCGUACUCAGGAUGCUGCUGCUUGGCUGGAGUACUUCGAUUCAAAAGCAUUAGAACAGCAAGAGGCCGCUCGGAGAGGCAUUCCAAAACCUGAUUCUUCUAUUGCAAGUAAAGGACAUCUUAGUGUAUCAGAUCUACUUGACUACAUAAGCCCGGACCAGGAAAGAAAAGAGAGGGACAUGCAAAGGAAGUGCAGGCGCGCAAAGAAUAAUACCAGAGCCCAACAAGGUGAAUCAGUUGAAGAAAAGGAUAACUUCCAGGAUGACUCAGGAUCUCUUCUUGAAGCAGUCAAAAAUGAUUUCCAAGAAGCAAAACUAGAACCGCAGGCUCCUGUUGUAUCAGUAGUAACAGAAGAAAUUUGUGCAGUCCAUGAUGAGCUGAAGCAGGUAGAGGCUUUAUCACCUGAAGAGUAUUCUGAUGAGGGUUGGCAAGCAGCUACUUUAAGAGGGAGGUCUGCAAAUGUGCGGAAGAAAAGCAUCCGCAGAAGGCCAGCUCUCACUAAAUUAGCAGUUGGUCGCAUAGAAGAUGGCCGCACUGCUUCUGCUCAAAGGACUGAUGUACAGCCACAGACAAAAGAGCAUAAAGAGGAAGCUACAUACUCCCCUAGCCAACUAUCAUUUGGCAACUUUUUCAACAGUGACAAGUUGAAUGGUGAUCCCGUCAUUACUGAAGACAAGUCUUGUAAUGCUACGUCCAAAUCAGAACAGAGCAUAAAACCUACAGGAAUUAACAGGCCAACUAGCAUAGCUUCCAAGUUGGUAUCAUACAAAGACGUGGCAGCGUCGCCGCCUGGCACAGUAUGGAAACCGAUUUUGGAGCAGAAGGAAGCAAAGGAGAAGGAUACUGAAGAAGUUACUGUUGUAACACCUUCGUCUGAGGAAGAAGAUAGGAAACUUACAGAUGAAGUUGAGAAGUCAAGUGAUGAGGGAAGCAAAGAGAUUGUCUCAAGUCAGCCAGAGGGAGGCAGUCAUUCAGAGAAAGCUUCUGACAGUGACGGAAGCACAUCUCCGAACAAGAAAACAAGUGGAAGCAAACUUUCAGCUUCAGCACCUCCGUUCAAUCCUGGAUCACUCUUAUCAGUGUCCCAUCCUUACAGCACAGUAGCAAUAUAUGAUGCUAGUGUUGUUCUUCAGACAAUCCCAAGUCAGGCAAUGGAGAUUCUUCCUCAUGCUGUUGAUACUAGAGUGCCUCGUGGUCCUCGGUCCACCUUGUACUACCGUACUGGGCAUUCUUUCCAAAGGAAGCAGGGUUAUACACAGAGCCAGAGCACCAUUGUGAGAGGUAGCACCUCCCCUCCAGCCAUGAAUCCCCAUGCUGCUGAGUUUGUGCCUGGAAAGGCUGUGCAACAAACUGAUUUGGCUAAUGGGAAACAUGUAGCUGACUCAGCGGAUCAGCAGUUGACGCCGCAGACCUCAGAUGAAGUGAAAGCCGAUAUUCUUGCUGCAGACAAGGCAGGCCAAGUGGAGAAGAUAACUCCAGGUAAAGGGAAGGAAAACAGAGGGAAAGAUGCGAUGAGAGAUUCGUACAAAGCAGAGCUGGCAAGGCAGAUUCUGCUCAGCUUCAUUGUCAAGUCGGUGCAUGACAGUUUAGGUUCGACUCGACCUCAGCAGGACAGAAAGCCAAGUGCAUCGGAUGAACCCAGUAACGAACAGAGCAGCAACAUAACCAAGCCCACUUCAGCUCGCAAAGAGUUCGAUAAACAACCCAAGGCAGCCGAGGUGCCGAAGAGCGAGAAGGAUACAGAGGGCUUCACAGUAGUUUCAAAGCGAAGAAGAAGCAAGCAACACUUCAUGAACCCCAUAAAUGGUCUCUACUCUCAGCAGUCCAUCUGCACUUCGGUCAGCUGAGGUUCCCGCGAGCACUUCCUGAGACCUGCGAUAUGUUUGGAAGAUGGUAUAUUGCUUACUUUGCUGUUAGGCGCUUGGUCGCAAAGUUUUGCCCUAUCCAGAUGAGCGAGCAUGUAGUCAAAACUGUACAAAGUUUUCUGUAAUCUCCUUUUCUAAUAAUUUUUUGUAACUUGCGGUAGCAGCGGCGCUGAAUAAAAUGUUUUAUUUACCCUUCUAUUGUAUGUCAUGUAUGACAGAAUCAUGGAGGAUAUAAUAGAAAAUAUUUAUUUCAUCUACAA